This is a messenger RNA of Fragaria vesca subsp. vesca, 813 nucleotides long. RefSeq names its product putative disease resistance protein RGA4-like. Gene Ontology annotation, molecular function: ADP binding. The transcript has 2 exons. The coding region runs from base 1 to 813 and encodes 270 amino acids. Gene Ontology annotation, biological process: defense response to other organism. The record is from RefSeq and is a predicted model, not a curated record. Lineage: Eukaryota; Viridiplantae; Streptophyta; Magnoliopsida; Rosales; Rosaceae.
AUGGAUAACUUGUUGGAUGAGUGGAUCACUCAAGUUCGAAAGAGAGAGUUGGAGAAACCUGCUAGUUCUAACGAGGUACGUUCCUCCUUCUCUUUCUUUUCUCCUAGCAAGGCGAAGUGGUUUGUUUAUCGCCACGAAGUUGCUGCAAGGAUUAAUGAUCUAAAUGAAAGAUUAGCUGUGAUCGAUAAGGAAAAACAAAGAUUUAACCUUCAAAACAUCACAAGGGUCCCCGAACCUGUAUGGCAAAAGACUACUUCUCUUCCGAAUGCCAAAACAUUUGGUCGAGACAAAGAAAGAGUCCUUGUAGUUAGCAAGCUGCUGAGUGAGAGUAGUCAAGAAAAAGUAGUUCCUCUUAUCAUUCCUAUUGUAGGAAUGGGGGGAAUGGGGAAAACCACUCUUGCUCAACUUGUUUAUAAUGAUGAAAAUGUCAAAUCUCAUUAUGACAAGAGAAUAUGGGUAUGUGUUUCAGACCCUUUUGAAGAGAACAAGAUUGCAAAAGCAAUCAUUGAAGGUCUAGACAGAGAUCAUACCUCAAAAAAUUCAAAUGAGUUGCAAACUCUUAUGCAAUGCAUAUAUGAAUUGCUUGAGGACAAGAAAAAGAUUCAUGAAUGGCAAGCUGUUUUAAAGAGUAAGAUAUGGGAGCUGAAAGAGAUUCAACAAGAUGUUUUUCAACCACUACUACUAAGUUAUCAUGAUCUGACUCCAGCUACCAAAUAUUGUCUUUUGUACUAUGUUAUGUUUCCAAAAGAUUACGUGUAUAAUAAGAAGCAAUUGAUUGACUUGUGGAUGUCGCAAGAUUAUUUAAGUGCUUGA